Molecule: messenger RNA, 10579 nt
Organism: Mya arenaria
Lineage: Eukaryota; Metazoa; Mollusca; Bivalvia; Myida; Myidae
Exons: 19
Coding region: 157-10083 (3308 amino acids)
Molecular function (GO): protein binding
Source: RefSeq, a predicted model, not a curated record
CUUUCAACGUAUAAUGUAUUUAAUAUAAAUUGAAUGCGAGAGGAAAAUAUUCAUACAUGAUUUGCGGAUUUUGAAUGAAGUGUAAAAAUGAUGUUUCUUCAAUAUUAAGCAAAAAGUUGUUCAUUUGGACAUGGUAAAAGGAAGUUUUAAUAUUAUAUGGACAGCCAAUUUCCAUUUCAUUUAAUGAUGUCAAAGCGUGCGGUUUCAGCGUAUUACGUUUUAGUUUGUAUUGUUCUAGCUAAUGUUCACGCAGACUGUCCAGUGUCGCGUUGUGAAUGGUUUCCAUGGGAAGCAUGGUCGGAAUGUUCUACAUCUUGUGGAGGAGGUUCACGGACAAGAAGUCGUACAAUUUGUUGCAAAUCAGGUCAGAAUUGGUCUGAAUGUUUAAGUGAUUGUGGAAUGGAUCCAAAUGACCGGUCGGGGUCUCGUGACAGCGGCAAAUGCAACAGCUGGUGCUACAAUGGUGGAGCGGUUUCAACGUAUGGAUGCGAUUGUCCGGCUGAGUAUUACGAUUACUGUUGCCAUUCAGAUAUGUGUUCAUGGAACAACCAUUACUGUUGGCCUGGCAGCUGCUUUCCAUACAAUCAUGCCAAUGAUUGCUCUUGCGCCCCAGGGUUUAGCAAGAUUUCAAAAACCGGGGAAACUUCGUGUCAACCGACUAUAAAACCAUCAAUCUUAACAUGUAAUACUGUGGUUAUUGGACCAAAUGGUGAAAAGAAAAGAGCAAUGUCAUCAAGCAAUUUAUCCGCGUGUCAGUAUUUACAAGAUAUGUAUGGGAAUUAUCAGCCGACGACAAUGCAGUUUGAUUUGCUUGCUGAAUACACAAUUGACAUUUCCAGCUUUUCGCGUCCUUUAUUUAUUUCUGAACAAAACUUUGGAAUAACAGACUCAACAGUAUAUAUACAACGCCAAUCCAUAUCAGGUUCAAUCACAACGUUAUCAACAAACAGGCGAUUAACAGAUGUAAAUUCAAGCCAGUCUGUUAAGAACACGCAUCAGGAUUCACAUAAUCUUACGACUACAUACAUUCUCGGAAAUGGCCAGGCGUUGUGUUUGGAAUACGAAGCAAAAGGUGGUGGUUACUUGAAAGCCAAAGAUAAGACAACCCAAACUAUUUUUAGCGCUAAGCCUUACCACAAAACUGUAGAACAACGAACAAUCUGCUAUCGAUAUGACAGCCAACCACCCGAACACUGUUCAAAACUAUCGUCAUGUAGCUGCGAUCCUCUUCAACUAGGCAAACGGAUAACGCAAUCAAAUUUCCAUCACGUUGAGUUUGGCGGUUGGGUGGAUCCCGUUCCUCCAGAGGGUGGCUCGCGCACAGCUUCAUCCAUUGAGAGCUACGAAAUUCAGGUAAAUGAGGUUUUGCCAUCGAAAGGGACAUUAAAGGUAGAGUACACAUCAAUAAUUGAAAGUUCAAAGGUAAACCACACAGUCACAAACAUGGAUUUACAUCUAACCUCAGACACACCCAAGCUCUAUUGUUUAACACUGGAGGUUAAGGAUGUUGCAGACAAUGUUCGACAGUGUCGCCGUUUUGUUCUAUACGAUAACACUUCGUCUAUUCAAAUCUGGAAUGAAAAGCCUUUCAGAUUUACAUCAGCUUCACCUUCUACCGAUUACACAUGGCAAACCCAUCACAAUGAUGUCUGCUUAAGCUGGCAAGAUUACUUUUACAACGAUUUCUACAUACACAAUGAACUUUUGAAUCCUAUUGAGCCCGACCCUCACGGUCUCAUUACCGGCUCAUAUGAGCAAACAACUGGGGAGAUACCUGUAUCUGGAACAUCGAAUGUGUAUGGUAUUAUUGCAUACCAUAUAUCGUGGAGCCUGAAUCACGGUACAUUCUCUGUAGAAAAACCCGUCCCUUCAUUCAAGAAUCAAUCAUUUUGCAAGGAUUUGAAUGUUAAAGAUGGAGAAACAUACACACUGAACGUAAAGGCAACUGAUAUAGCUGGAAAUACCCUAAGCGAUAACCGAACUGUUUUUAUUGAUGGCUCUGCGCCACACCUCAGCAACUUUUGGCUUGAGAAAGAUGGAUACGAAAUGCUGUAUGUACAUAAUAGCACGGAUCUUUCAAAAAUGAAAAUGACCUUUGAUGCACUUGAUCCAGAAAGUGGCUUAUCUAAAAUACAGUGGACGUUUGGAAUAAACGACACAAAGAGCGAGCUCCUGAGUGAGCACCUUGCUGUUAGGAUGAUUAAUGAUUCAUGCACAACCACACAGUGCUACUGCCCGGAUAUUGGUGAAUGUGCAUUCUUCAACUACACAAUACCACUCAACAAACUAAAUGUUAAGGAUAUGCACAUUGGCAAUCACAAUAGAAACUAUUAUUUUACCAUAAAAGUAACAAACAUGGCUGGGCUUUCAACAACGGAACAUAUUGACGUGCUUGUUGAUGAUUCGCCACCUUCAGAAGGUGUUGUUUUCGAAGGUCCAGAAGAUUCCCCUGACAUUGACUACACAAGUGAUGAUUCCAUUCUCGUGCACUGGCAUGGUUUUAUAGACCACGAAAGCGGCAUCAAGCUGUACAGGGUCGGUUUGUCCGACCGAUGUCUAAGUUCAAAAGACCUAUACAACUUUACAGAAGUACCAAGUAUAUCGAUUCUUAUGGAGCGUCCUUUCUCCGAGGAAUCGGUCCGAAUCCCAACGACCUUUACCGGAAAGCGAUUUCUGACCGUUAUUGCACUUAAUAAUGCCAUGGAACCUUCGAAGCCUGUGUGUUCAGAUGGCAUUACGCGUGAUCUUUCACCGUCAGAAUUUAGAAAUAUGACUUUACAGCAUGGCCAAUUAUCAGAAAGCCUAAUAUGUUUGCAUGGAGAAGUAUAUUUAAUGCAGACAAACAUGCAAAGAGCAAAGCUUCAUAAUACGUCCGUUUGCCGAAGUAUUUGUGCUGCUGAUCUUGAGUCACACAAAGUUACCGAAAUCUUUCAGAUAGAUGAAAUAAAAGAGAAGGAUGAAGAUAUUUCUUCCUUUCUUUGCGAGCACUUGCCCUUGUACACAAACGAUACAAUCAUCUAUCUUCCCAAUGAUAACAUCUUUAUCACUUGGGAUAUUGAGGAAGACGGAAGUCAAAUUCAAGAUUUCUUUGUUGGAUUAGGAUUUAAUCCUACUGAAAUAGAGAGUCCGUCCAUUGUAGCGUAUCAGUCCACACACAAAAAAAACUAUUUCAGACGAAAACAUGAGGGAAUAGGGUCUGACGAAUUAUUCUUCAUUUUCGUGAAAGUAAUCAAUAAAGCUGGUUUAGAGAGAAUAUCAACAAUAGGCCCUGUACUCAUUGAUCAAACACCGCCUUUGAAUAGAACCCUUCCUCAAGUUAUCGUUGAAUCUGAGCACAUUGUAUUUGGAUGGGAUAGCAGCACAUUCUAUGACGAAGAGCAGACUGCACAAAUCGAUCAAAUAUAUUUCCAGAUCGCACAUAACGGUAUUGCUGCAACACUGUUUCUGGAAUGGCGUCUAGACUCAUCUGCCCCGUGCCCUUCGUACUCUGGUGGGUGUUUUCGAUAUCCCUUACGCCGAUUACAGUUACAAGAUACGGACAAUUACCUUGAGUUUUACAUUAACAUGCAUGUGUACAACAAUGCCGGACAUUAUCUAUCCGUCGCAAGUCAACCCUUUCAGCUCCCAUCAAGAUAUCCUCCCGGACAAACUGUUAUAUUUGAUAUAGAUCCCGCAGUGAAUAACAGUAUUAUGGACGUUGACGUUCAUUUUACGAAGGAAGUGCUUUGUGCGAGUUGGAAAAGUUCCUUACACCAUGAGAAUUUAGCAUUGGAACUAGGAGUAGGAUUAUCAAAUACUACUGAUGACGUAGUGAAGUUUCAAUAUAUAAGCAAUAUCAACACGUAUUGCAUAAACUCCACCUUUAUCCGACCAAAUAUUAAAUAUGUUUUCUUGUUAAGGACAUCCGGCACCGGAGGAGUCUCGGUUUCUUUUUCUGAUGGCAUAAUGGUUUUAGACGAAAUCGAAACAACACAUUCACUGUCCGUAAAUAUUGGGUAUGACUGCCUGAAUCAAGUAGGUAAUACAUACGAUGUUACCUCAGCAAACAACUCUGCGCGUAUGACAAUUAAAGAAUCACUGCACGUUGGCCAACGUUACAUUAUCAACACUCCAUACAAAGUCAUUGUAAGUUCAGACGAUGGAAUUGUCUCAACAGAGGGCAAUGACACUUUCAUUAGACCGUUUGUGAACAGACCGGCAUUGGUAAUAAAAGUUGUACAUUCAGCUUUUGUGCGUGACGUUUUCGGGUUGCAGCUUAUAUUAUGCCCAGUUCAGAACGUUCUGCUUCAGACUGAGCGACUUGUCGUUACCUGGAAGUUUGUCGAUUCAAAACUUGCUUCUCUUUAUAAAAACGUUGAACUAGCAUUUAGUGUUGGCGUCAGUGAAAGGAAUUCAAUCGCAGGACGUAACAGGACAUUUGUUGUACCUUACCAACCGCCUAUCGAUAACAACUAUUCUAUUUUAGAAGAAUAUUACUUUCUUACUAACCAGAAGUAUGUUGCUGAAGUACGGAUUUGUUCAAAACUGGAAUGCAUGAAACCGGUACAAUCGAGUGAAUUCUCUAUUGAACGACUUAAUCCAGUUUUGCAGAUAACCGAAGCAUCUUUAUUGAUUGGAGACAUGUGUAUCCGUGUCAAAUUGCAAUGGUCCAUUGAGGACAAGGAUAUUGAUAUAGUAUUUUAUCAAUGGACAUUAGCUCAGGACGUAGAGGGUCAAAAAACACUUCUCUCUUGGAAAUCUAUUCCUGAUGACUCUCUCGGUAUAACGGUUGAAGACUGUGUUGUACUGCCCGUCCAUGGACAUAUUUCUUCAUAUGCUUGUAUAAAAGCAUACUCCGUCAGCGGACAAUUAAUAAGAAGCUGCAAAAAGCUAGCAAUGUUAGACUUUGGAACUUACGACGCAAAUGCUGUUUACGACUUUGAUACCAGAUCGGAAUCUUGGACGCAAAUUCAAUCGAUAAUUCACAGUUCGAAUGUUGGAGACAUGUAUACUUUCCUACAUGACAACGAACUUGACUUCGGAACUAGUAAUUUAAGGCCAGCCGCAGCAGUUAUGCACGCGAAUGAACGUAAUGUUUCAUGGUAUUUGAUGACCUCACGACAUGUACCCUAUGAUUGCGACACAGAUGUAUCAUGUUUAAAAGAAAUGGUCACAUCGGAUGGGUUUGCUAUUUUCGAAGAAACCGAUGUGUUCCUUCACGCAACAUUCUAUUUGUGUGUUUCCUCGAACACGACAGUUGUUGAAAGAGAGAGGUAUACCGAAUCACUUGACGAAAUAAAGUCUUGCAGUGACGGAUUUAUUUUAGACAACACUGCCCCCAUUCCUGGGAAAAUUGAUAUUCAAAACGUAAAUGGGUAUAUAACUGACAUUGAACAUGCUGUUAUCACAUGGGACACUUUUUAUAAAGAAGAAGGCGCUUCACUUCUUGGAUAUCCAGAUGACAUGCAACAUUACUCUAUCGGUGUUGGCUACAGUCCAAACCGAGACGAUAUUAUUUCGUUUCGUAACAAAGGACGAGAAACGGCUGUCAUGUUAUCUCUAGCUGGCAUCGCUGAUGGGACUUCUGUUUAUUUUACUGUACACGGUUCUGACUAUUUUGGACUUUCGUCAGAGGUUGUUUCCACGGCGUUGGUUACUGACACAUCACCUCCAACAGAGGGAAAAAUUCACAUUGAACAAAAACUUGCAUACUAUAGCAGUGACACAAUUAGCAUACGACUUGUUGGUUUUCAUGAUGAUCACAGUGGAAUUAGUUAUUUCAAUGUCGGAAUCGGAUCAAGCAAUACAAUGGUGGAUACCUUAUCAAUGACAAAGUAUUAUUCAGAUACUGUGAACAUAGAUCUUCAUGAUUCAAAUAUUCUAGAAGGCCAUCAAUACUUCAUUUUGGUGCAGGCAAUCAACAGGGCAGAUAUUCCGAGUGCAAUCGUGUCAAAACAAUUUAUCUUAGAUAGAACACCACCUAUAGGAGGACACGUUUUGGAUGGAAACUGGGAAAGCAAGGUAGAUCUUGACUAUCAAUCAGACAUAUACACGAUCCAUGCAAACUGGAAGGAUUUCUCAGACAUUGAAAGCGACAUAGACUAUUUCAAUGUAGGACUUGGAACAGACCAUUACGCUACAGACGUUCAAGAGUUAACAAACGUUGGGUUGAAACAAGAUGUUUUAUGGAAUGGUCCAUUUAUUCCGGGAGAGAAAUAUUAUACAACAGUAGAAAGCUGUAAUAAAGCUGGCCUUUGUACACAAAGAUCUUCAGAUGGAAUAAUACUGGACAAUUCCCCACCAAUUAUGGGUCGUGUUCAAGCCGGGUCUGGUAUCCAUCACAGCAGAUAUUUACCAUUAAACACGUCACUGAAAUUACAAUGGGCUGGAUUUGAAGACCCUCAGUCUGAUAUCGAUCAUUUUGAAGUGUGUUUAGGACGUCAGAAAAACAUGUGUGAUAUUGUUCCUUCUUUCAAUGCCCUGCUUCACUCUUAUAUGAUUAAGUCGAAUAUAUCUUUGCCCAUUAAAACGCCUAUUUUUGCAACUGUGUGGGCCUUCAAUGGAGUCGGAAUGAACGUUUCCAGUGCAUCUGAUGCGAUUCUCGUUGACGUUACAGCUCCGUACAACAACAUAAAACCUUCAAUUAUGCUUGAUUAUAACACAGUAAAAGACAAAACCGCUCAAUGGGAAAAGUCAAUUAUCGAAGUGUUUUGGGAGUUUUUAGACGACGAAAGCCCGAUAUUUAAUCACGAGUUAUCUCUCUUUACCCAUCAUGAAGGACACACACCCGUUGAAAAAGUACAUCUCGGAUCGGAAAAACACUACACCAUUAACUUAGAUGGAAAGAACUGGCUGCAUAAUGGGGACAUAUAUUUUGUUGUUAUUACCAGUUGUAACGCAGCAGGGCUAUGUUCAACAGAGAGAACAAAUGAUAUUCUUAUCGACUCGACUCCCCCACACCAGGGUGGUCUGAAACCACAAAUGCUUUGGGAAAAUUAUAGAGAUACCAAUGGACUUCACUCUAAUGUCUCCUUGACUUGGUAUGGUUUCUACGAUCAGGAAUCUGGUAUAGAAAGAUAUUAUGUUACUGUUUCAAGAUAUUUCAGCAAACAGGAACUCUCCGGUGGUGUUCUCAUCCAGAACCAUGAUAACACAUCAGAGGAACAACAUGGAAACUUCACACUUACUGAAGCGUUAAAACCUGAUGAUCUUAUAAUUGUUUCAGUCUGGACUGCAAACAGUGUAGGUUUAAACAGCUCGGUUGCACGUGUAUCCCUGUUUGCAUUGUCCAGUGAGAAUUCUCCCGUUAUUGAAAAUCAGCGGGGAAUACUCGAACUAGAGAAACACUCUUGUGACGUUCAUUUUUGCAACAAGGACUGCACAUGCGCGGUAGUUGGAAAACCAUGUAUUGAAGCUGAAACAAAUAUGACUUGCGUUGAGAUUGAUGCAUUUAACACGACUGAUAUCGACUUGACACGGUUUGCAGUGUUUGGAGGCCUUCAGUUCAAGCCUUUGACUUUAACUGCCUCAUCUGCUUGUCUCGCCGGUCACUGGACGCAGGUCGAACAUUCAAGAAACGUUACAGGCAUUCAUAGAUUUGAGUGGAGCAUAGGAAUUCAUAAUCAGCCGCAUGGAGAGGGGAUUUUCGAUUUACAAAAAGAGUUCCCUUGGGUUGAUAUAGGUUUGCGACAAGAAUUUGUUCACUGCCUGCCUAUUAAUAGAUCGCUUAUUCAUGGCGAGCUUUACGACAUUUACGUAAAAACUUGGUACGGACCAAGUGAAUUUGCAAUCUUUACGUCUAAAUCUAUUAAGGUUGAUCAAACGCCACCAAGUGUGCUUAGAGGACGAUAUAUCAUCGAAGGGAUGCAAAAUUGUGCAACAGAUCUUGACUUCAUCGACUGGACUGAUGAGAUUUCGGCGUGUUGGUCCGGGGUCUUUAGUGAGCAACAGAGCGAUAUACAACAUUACUUGGUUGCUUUAGGAACUUCACCGAACGUCGAUGACGUAUUUGCAUCACAGCAUAUGGGCUUGAAAACAAAAAUUUCUAUUGUUAAUCUGACUUUGGAGCAUGCUGUUAGAUACUAUUUUACUGUCACUGCCGUGAAUACUGCAUGGCUUCACACUUCGGUAUCGUCGGACGGAUUCAUUGUCGAUACGACCCCACCGUCAGAUGGCGUUGUUUUUAAUACAAUUACGCAUAAGAACGUUGCAUACCAAUCGUCUGUUACCUCUCUGGGACUUUCGUGGCAUGGGUUUCAGGACCAUUGUUCAGGAAUACAAAGUUACUAUGCUGCUGUUGUGGAAAAGCAGGAGCCACCUUAUUCUAGUACGAAUUUCACACAAGUAUACCUCAAGACGACCGUUACAUUCAAGGAUUUAGACUUGACUCCUGGCAGCGUUUACUACGGCGUUGUCAAGGCAAUUGAUGCCGCAGGACAUGAAAGUGAUUUUAUUGCAUCACCGGGGGUCAUCAUCGAUCCUUCUCCACCUAAAGGCUACAGCUGUGACCAAUUUGAAGACACGGGUGUCAUUGAAUUCUUGGACGAUUCGAAGGAUAAUUGGACGAAGACAAUUUUUGCACAAUUAGACAAAGAUGCCGUAUACAGAAUUGAAGGGUCUAUUGAAAAUGCUUUUGUAGAUUCAGUUAUUCUCCAAAUCAAUCGUUUUAUUACUAGAAUCCACACUGUUCUGAAUCAUCAACAAGUUACUGAAUUUUCAUACACGUUUGUGUCCAAUCAAAGAGUAGCCCAUAACAUUACUUUGAGUGUUGACAAUCAUAAUAAUAUCAACAACAUCUUAGGAACAAUUGUUUUACAAAAAUGUUCGUCAAUUAUUGAAAACAAAACAAAAGCUCUUCAUGUUCGGCAAAUCAGACAUGAUUCUGUAGGUGUUACAGCUAUGAUUCAGGAUAAAGAAAGUGAUCUGAAAAUGGUACAAAUUGGUGCUGGAACUACACCUGGGGGCUUUCAAAUUCAGCCAUUAAGUCCCAUUCAUGUUGAUAUAAUGAGUGGGAUUAUUAAAGGCCAUCUUGUUCAUGCGAUGAAAUUAUAUACGACGGUUAUAGCUGAGAAUCAUGCAGGCCUGGCAUCUGUUUUCCAGUUAACAGAACCGAUUAUUAUUGACCACACUUCUCCGAUUAUCACCGAUGUGGAGGCUUUAGCAACGGUAGUCUAUGUAAAUGAGUCGGGUGAAAUCGCUUUGAGAGUGCAGGUUAAUGCAACCUGGAAUGUGGUAGACGAUGAGAGCGAUAUUAAACAUUGUACUUGUUGUAUUGGAAUGUUUCCAAACAAAAACAAUGUACAAGACCAGUGGUUUGCAGAUACUCUGUCAUCGUGUGAGUCGAACCUCCUGCAGCUUAACCACGGCGAUAAGGUCUACGUCAAUAUCAACUGUGUCAAUUAUGUUGAGCUCGCAACGACAACAUCUAUAGCUUCUAAUACGGUAUCCAUGGACUUUAUUACCUCAAACCAAGCAACAGUUAACAUUCUGCCAGCAAACGAAGGUCUGAUCAGCUCAAUACCGCUUACUGUAGGCCCGACUAAAUUACAAUCAAACACAUCUAUGGUACAAAUCAGUUGGUCAGGAUUCGAAGAUAUAUCCGGUAUUGAUUUUUACGAAUAUUGUAUAUCGGACGAAAGAAAUGCAACCAUUGUAGACUGGACAAAUGUUCACUUGAAGACAGUGGCAACUACUCGCGGACUAACAUUACACAAUACGGAAACACUGAACGUAAGCGUCAGGGCUACAAACACUGGACAUUAUAGAAGUGAGGCCGUUAAUGCCUCGUUAUUCACCAUCAGCCAACCUCCAGCCUUGUCAGGAAGUCCAAUGCUUACAUCUCGAAACAAGCAUCUUAUUCACAUCGACUGGGAACAGGCAUUCGAUACACUUCCUGAAAUUCCAGUUCUGUAUAGCCUCGUUGUGGGAUCGAAAGAAGGAUUCACCGAUAUUCUUGACAUCAGCUAUUACACUGGACAUACAUAUGAUAUUGUGGCUCCGUCGUCUACGCUGAUUUCACCGAAGAUAUCAGAGCUAUUCUUUACCAUAACAUGUGCUUAUCCAACAGGGAUUUCGAGCGUUUACAGGACAAUAUUCACAAUGUAAUAUUUUACUUGUUAGUCGCAACGCGUUGUUGUUACAAAGCUGUGUGUUUUACAUGUUAUUAUCUAGCUUAGCUUUCAAUAUAUUCAUACAUGUACCUUACUGCUGUGUGCUUUUUAUUGUCUAUAUUAUCUUUAUUUUAUUUGUUUCCUAAUUACUUUCAUCGAAUGACAUUUAAAAUACAAUUUACAAUUCAAAUUACAUUUUAUAAUUUCUUUAUGUUAUGCCGUCCAAUAUAUGUGCUGUAUAAUUAUCUAGUAUAUAUUUUCUUUGUGGCUUAUUUUUCCAUUCAUUGACUUUCUUUAUGUUCGUGUACUUUUAUAUCAUUCCUUCUAAGGUAUUAGUUUUGUGGGUAUCUCUAUGCUUGCGUAUAUAUGCCUUGUGCCAUUUUUCCCAAUCAGUGAUUUACUUUUGAUUUGUUGUUGUCUGUUUUUACACUACGUUGAGACGAGUUUUAUUGAUGCACUUCCUUUUAUUUUCUAAUAAAAAUCAUUGUGUG